Messenger RNA from Mugil cephalus (flathead mullet), 1957 nucleotides. RefSeq names its product F-box protein 5 (gene fbxo5). The transcript is spliced from 6 exons. NCBI's taxonomy places the organism in Eukaryota, Metazoa, Chordata, Actinopteri, Mugiliformes, Mugilidae. Gene Ontology annotation, biological process: negative regulation of meiotic nuclear division; regulation of mitotic nuclear division. Gene Ontology annotation, molecular function: zinc ion binding; protein binding. Bases 190 to 1509 code for a protein of 439 amino acids. Gene Ontology annotation, cellular component: nucleus. The record is from RefSeq and is a predicted model, not a curated record.
CCACCAAUUUCAAACAGGACUCAGCAACUGGCGGAUUUUAGAGAAGCAUUUAAUUCUGGCAGAGCGGGUUGUCAGACGAAAGAUAGCUCAGCGGCUAUUAGGACGGAAGCAAGAGACUGCUUAGGAUAACGACAUCACAAACAUAAGAAACGUCCCUACGUCUCUGUGUUUCAUUGUAAAAUAGUUAUCAUGAAGUGCCCUCAAUACGAGGCUACAAAGACAAAAAGUAUGGAGAAGAGUUCGGUUGCCCUGGCUGCUGCCGAGUCCAAGCUGCUUCACCUCAAGGCCUCCCCAGUGAAGCAGCCCCCCAAACCCCAGUGUCCCCCAGCAGGUGUGACCACAGUCCUGUUCAAUGACAAGGAAAACAGCACCAGCCUGGAGCAUGACCGGACUCUUGAUGAAUGCUUUGAGGACAGCGGCUACCUGUCUCUGCAUAACAGUCAGACUGAUUUUCACCAUGGGGAUGAAGAGGAGGAACACGUCCUGGGAAAACCUACGACGCUGCUGCCCCCCACUGCUGCUACACACAGAGAAAAGACAGUUUCACCAAACGUUUCCCCUUCCAAAUGCCAAAAAAGGACUAAUUCUAGUUGUCCAGUGCUUGUGACGGUUUCUACUCCUGCGGACCGUCUUCAGAGGAGAUCAGUAUUACCCUCGCUAUCAUCCACCCCCUGUGACCAACACAGCGACCCCAACCUGCCCAUACUGAAGUUUCAGCGGGCUGUGUGUGAGGAGCUUGCUAAGAGCUAUCAGAAGAAUAAGAAAUAUGACUGGAGUGUCGUCUCAAAGAUAGCUGAGGAUCAUCUUUUGGACCGUGUGAUAGGGGGUCAGAUGGGUCUGGAGUACGUCGACAUGUUCACAUCUCUACUUUCCAGGAACAUGAGAGGCAUCCUGACUAACAUUCUGGCCCUUCUGGGAGACAUGGACCUCAUUAGUUGUAAGAAAGUGAGCAGAACAUGGAGGAAGAUCAUCUGUGAGAACGAAGCAGCCCUGAGCAGGUGUCAACGAGCAGAGAAAGCACUCAGGGAGUCGAGGAGCUCUCUGAGACAGAGGGGCUGUGGUUUGACCAGGGAUGUGUCUGUGUCCAGGGUGGUACUGUCCUGCAUGCAGACCCUAGCAUCCUCAAGCACACCAUCGUCAUCCUCCUCAUCCACCCCAAGCUGCAAGACCAAUAAACUGUCUGCUUCUUCUCAGAAGGGCAGCACGCCCGUCUCUCAAUGUACCCGCUUUAACGAAUACAUGCAGGCUGCCAGCAAUCUGAAGCAGCAUGAAUCUCUGCGUCCCUGCAAGCGCUGCGGCUCGCCUGCAACCCACCUGUCCGAGGUCCAGAGGGCCAGAUGCACUCGCCCCAGCUGCCUAUUUGAUUUCUGCACCCGCUGCCAAGGGCCCUUCCACGGCUCGACACCCUGCCGAACGGUGGGAACCCGACCUCACUUCCCCACCUCCUCCAAGACGACCCCGAUCGUACCCGGGAGCGCUCGCAGCAAGAGGAGCGUCAGGCGCCUGUGAUGGAGGUUUACUGGAGUUUUAUUCAAAGACUGUUUUAACUGAGCUGAUGUUUCCAGUAGCACCAUACGAAGACUGGGCAGAAGGGGAAGUUUAUACACAAGCCUCCAGAUGGCUUGUACGUGCACUUUGUUACAUGCAGAACUCGGUUGAGAGAAGCAUUUCAAGCACUACUGGGACAAUCAACCAGGAAGUGUCAACUGGCUAAAGCAGUUGUUGCCAGCAAGCGACAAAAACAUCUGAUGCCAAAAAAGGAUACACGUUAUAUUGUAUACUUUUAUUAUGUUUUUUUAAAAUGAAAUGGAUCUAAAUAUUGUCUUUUUUUUAGUUUUAUAUAUAUCUAUAUAUAUGUGUGUGUGUAUUUUUAAAUAAAUGUUGAUCCUCAGAAUGUCUUUAAAUGUUCAUUCACUGUAUUUGUUGUAAAUAGACUUUCCAUAAAACAUCUCUUGUG